AUGCUAAGCUCCCCCCUCCAGCUCUGCUCUCCCGCCGGUUCCAGCCCGAGUCACCGUGCCUUUCUCUCGGGCCCCUCUCCUCCCCCGCACGCCCUCGCGUUCGUGCCGGCGAGACUCGUGUCUCUCUCCACCUCGCCGUGCUCGUCUCUCGCUGCCGCUGCCUCUCUGGCGACGGUUCCCAUGCUUCUCCCCUUCCUUGCUGCCGACGAUCCCCGGGCGAGCGCCUGUCUCCGCCGCCUUCUCUUCCCCGCUGCAUCCGGACGAGAGGCGAGCGGAAUCCGCCGCUCACCCUCCUCUCCCAUUGCGCUUGCGGGCCAGACGUCCGUGCCUCCCCGCCGCGCCCCUCUUGCCGCUGGCCGCGCCUCUCUGAUGAGCUGGGCCCCUCCUCGCGUCCUUCUUCCCGCCGCUAGUGGUGGCUGGCUGCGCGUGGCUCGCCCUCCCAUCCUCCCUUGUGCAUCAGCUGCCUGUCCGGCGAUCGUGCGCCGUCUUCGCCCCAGCCCCCUUGUGCCUGGCGCCAGUCGACGCCGGCAUGCACGCCCCAGUCCCGCCGCUCCUGCUGACGCGACCUCUCCGCGUAAUGCUCCUCCUGGUGGCUUGCGUCGCGGCCGCGUGAUUCCGACCGUCCCGACCGCGAUCCUUCCGCCCCUGCCUGGCUUGCGCCCCCGGCAACGUCCGCCUCUUCAGGCUCGGCGCUUCCGAUCCCAGCCGCGGGUUCCUCGCCGUCAUCUUCUCCGUUGGCGUCUUCGACCGCCCGUUCCAGGUUCGCUGCGUCCUCCUCUGCCUCUUCCUCGCCGGACGUCUCCCACGCUUCUUCCUUUUCUGCGGCCUCCCCUCCUUGGUUGGCGUCGAAUCGCUCGACGCCCUGCCGACGGCCCCUCUCAUCACGGCGGCGCCCGCGCUCUUCCGGCGAGCGGAACACUCCCACAGCGCGUCAGUCUCCGCUCCCGUAUCCAUCUCCGCGAUCAUGCCCUCUUCGCCACACGUCUCCGUCCGCGCUUGCGGCGUAUCCUUCUCCACCCGCUGCCACGCUAG
Closterium sp. NIES-65 is the source of this 1032-nucleotide messenger RNA. NCBI's taxonomy places the organism in Eukaryota, Viridiplantae, Streptophyta, Zygnematophyceae, Desmidiales, Closteriaceae. The record is from the annotation of a GenBank genome assembly.